AUGGUCCAACUCACACAGUUCGCUUUGGCAACUGCCGCCCUUGCUGGCGCUGUCUCUGCAGCCCCAGCGCCUCAAAGCAAAGUCGUAGACAACCCGUGGACUGGCAAGGAUCGUUACGUUGUCGGGAGCUAUGGCCAGAAGCUCCAGCAGACCAUUGCUUCUUUCCAGUCCCAGAACGACUCUCUCAACGCAGCACGCACCCGCACCGUUGCCGACAAGAUUUCUACUUUCACAUGGAUUACCACACGCGCCGGUCUGAGCCAGAUUCCCGAAGCCAUCCAAGCAGCCCGCAGGCAGAGAAAAGGAAGCAACAGAAUGAUUGUCGGUCUUGUCCUCUACAAUCUCCCCGACCGUGACUGCUCUGCUGGUGAAUCUGCCGGAGAGCUCAGCUCCGACAAGGACGGCUUGAACAUUUACAAGAAAGAGUUUGUCGACGUGUACGCAAGGCAUCUUUCGGCAGCGCAGGACAUGGACUUUGCCAUUGUCCUCGAGCCGGAUUCCCUUGGCAAUGCCGUCACCAAUCAAGGGGUGCCUUUCUGUGCCAAGGCCACCCCCAUCUACGAGGAGGGCAUUGCCUACGCAAUCUCCAAACUCCAGUCCCCCCAUAUCCACCUGUACAUGGACGCCGCCCACGGAGGCUGGCUUGGAUGGGCCGACAACCUGAAGCCCACAGCCCAAAUCUUUGCCAAGGUCGUCGACAUGGCGAAGAAACUCAACCCCGCGUCCAAGAUCCGCGGUUACUCGACCAACGUCUCCAACUACAAUCCCUUCAACGCCAAGGUCCGCGAGAACUUCACCGAGUGGUCUCCGUCCUGGGACGAGAGCCACUACGCUACUUCGCUCGGGGAGUACAUGGCUGCUGAGGGCAUGCCGACAAACUUCAUUAUUGACCAGGGCCGUGUGGCGCUGCCGGGUGCGCGUAAGGAGUGGGGCGACUGGUGCAAUGUCUCGCCCGCUGGCUUUGGACUCCGCCCCGGUGCUUCGACCAACAACACCAACAUUGACUCUAUUGUCUGGAUCAAGCCUGGCGGUGAGAGUGACGGCGCUUGUGGUCUUGCUGGCGCGCCCAUUGCUGGUGCUUGGUUCGACGAGUACGUUCAGAUGCUCGUCAAGAACGCCGACCCGCCGCUUGAACCUACCUACUAG
Molecule: messenger RNA, 1146 nt
Organism: Exserohilum turcica Et28A
Lineage: Eukaryota; Fungi; Ascomycota; Dothideomycetes; Pleosporales; Pleosporaceae
Product: glycoside hydrolase family 6 protein
Exons: 1
Coding region: 1-1146 (381 amino acids)
Biological process (GO): cellulose catabolic process
Molecular function (GO): hydrolase activity, hydrolyzing O-glycosyl compounds
Source: RefSeq, a predicted model, not a curated record